This is a messenger RNA of Drosophila virilis, 560 nucleotides long. Lineage: Eukaryota; Metazoa; Arthropoda; Insecta; Diptera; Drosophilidae. The record is from RefSeq and is a predicted model, not a curated record.
ACAUCAACAAAGCAUUUGAAAACUAGUUACUAUUUAUGUUUCAAUAUAUACAAUUAAGUAAAAUUGUAAAACUUAUCUAAAAUCGCGAAGUGUAAACUUGAUAAAUAAGAUGUGUCUUUGCGAAAGCUGUGAGUGUAUGGAUAACCUCUGUUGUUCGCUGAAGGCAAAAGCCAUGUUUUUUUCUAUCUGGACACUUGUAAAUGGCGUAAUUUCGAUACUCGUUGGUAUUUUUUUAAAAGCUGAAACGUCAGUUAUCUGUCUUUGUUAUGCUUUAAUAGUGCUGCAUAUAUUGGCCGGUAUUCUCUUGUUGCUGGGCGUUCUUAAACACUGGGCAAAAAUAUUUCUUGCUGGCAUCAUCUUAAGCUCAUUUCUACCAUAUAUGUUUUUAUUUUUACCUUAUCUAGCAGUUGUUCAAGUCAUCUUUACAAUAACCUCUUGCAGGUAUUAUAUGCUUCAACUAAAAUAGAUUUGGGUAGAGUCAGAAUAUUCAAUAAUUGUCGUGUAAAUCAAAUUUUGGUUAAUAAAUAUUUUCGGCUUGAGUCACAAUAUACAAGACCGCA